Molecule: messenger RNA, 273 nt
Organism: Ostertagia ostertagi
Lineage: Eukaryota; Metazoa; Nematoda; Chromadorea; Rhabditida; Trichostrongylidae
Source: the annotation of a GenBank genome assembly
AUGUAUGUUCUGGUUCUUGGUUUGGAUAUUAUUGGUAAUCCAUUUGGUCUGGUCCGAGAUCUUUCGGCUGGAGUUGAAGAUCUCUUCUAUCAGCCUUUCCAAGGACUCGUUCAAGGACCCGAGGAAUUCGCCUCUGGUGUAGCUCUGGGUGUCCAAUCGAUGUUCGGACAUGCUGUUGGUGGAGCAGCAGGUGCAGUUGGUCGAAUCACCGGAACUGUAGGCAAAGGUGUAGCAGCGCUUACAUUUGAUCAGGAAUACCAGAGGAAGCGUCAG